Macrosiphum euphorbiae (potato aphid) is the source of this 1101-nucleotide messenger RNA. Lineage: Eukaryota; Metazoa; Arthropoda; Insecta; Hemiptera; Aphididae. The record is from the annotation of a GenBank genome assembly.
AUGAGACCGUCACGACGAUAUGCGACAGUGUGGCUGUCCGUGCGACGACUGGUGGCCGUUGUGACCGUCUCAAUACGAUCUACAUUUGUUGCGUUAUGUAACGCUGCCGUGCAUAUGACUUUACGCAACAGUGCCAGAUAUGCUAAUUUCAAGACUGAUCCUCAGCCCCCAUUGAAUCCUCCAGUACGUCAGUCAGCUCAAAGGUCUCAAGUAGCCAAAACUUCUGUCUCAACAACUUCAAUCAGUAAACAACCACCUUCCGCCAAUCCAAAUGCAUCGGUCACAAGAUGCUACAACUGUUCAUCGAAUGGUCAUUAUGCCUCAUCGUGUACCAAACCAAAGCGUGAGCCAGGUUCCUGUUUCAAGUGCGGUUCCACAUCACAUCAACUUAGGGCAUGCCCUUCAGCAGGUACCAACAAUAAAGAAGAUGUAGCUUUAGUCCAGUCACCUUCAGAAAAUGUAAAUUCCACCUAUACUAUUAAGUUAGCUCUUAAGUUCCCUAGCAAUGAGAUGGUUAAUGUCCUAGCUAUUGUUGAUACAGGCAGUCCUGUUAGUUUGUUAAGACAAAAUAUAGUUCCUUUAUGGUCACCACCACAAGUUCCUCCAAUAUUAUCGUCUGGGUUGGUGGGUAUAAAUGGUUCAGAACUAGUUGUGUUAGAUCAAAUGUUUGUAGAUAUUCUACCACCGGAUGAUGAACACCCGAUUAACGUUAAUAUCAAUAUAGUCCCAGAUAGCACCAUUAAAUGUGACUUACUAGUAGGUAGAAACUUUUUAUCUCAUCCAAGAGUAGUAUUAACCAUAAAUAGUGGUUCCUUUGAAAUUGAUUUUAAGCGUUCAGAUAUUGUUCCUUUUGAUGAGAUACUUAGUAUAAAAAGUAGCCAAGACUAUAAAAGUAUUGAGCUAAACCUGAAUAUAGAGGAAACUUUACCUAGUCAUGUUAAAAGUGAAAUUGAAAAUAUUGUGACUAGUCUUUAUGUAAAUAAUAGUUCCCCUCCGUCUAAACUGAUAACAUAUGAUCCACCUGAACUUAAGAUUGAACUUAAGGAUAGCAGUAUAUUUAAUUUAAAUCCAAGAAGAUUGUCUUUCUUUGAGAAAGAUUAA